AUGGCAGCGCCGUCGCGCGUUGACGCGCAAGCCGCCUCCCGCACGCGCGCUGCCACCCAGACCCGCCGCGUGCCGUCUCGCCGCGCCCGGAACGCCGGAACGCCGGAACGCCGGAGCUGUCACGGCGAAUCAGGCUGCAGAGGCUCAGUCAGAGGGGGCAGACGGAGGGGGGGGGGAGAGGGCCAGACGACCACCUCAGUCCACUCCGGCAGGACCCAGACUGGCCUGUGUCAUGUCCGGCAGGGGGACUGGGUCGUAAAACGCUCUGAGGCAGAGUUGAGGGAGGGGUCUUUUAAAGCCGACCAUGGAUCUGGACUCUCAGUGUCCCUGCAGCCGGACCUACACAGAGAUGGAUUUCGCGGCCUUUCGCCCCUUCACAUCCUUCAGAUCGGCUCCAUCCUCCGCGUAACCCCCCCCCCCCCCCCACCCCCACCACCCCCCCGUUGGGGAGUCCAUGCCACACACCCCCCCAGAGCGAUGGGGUGUGUCAAAUCCAAGAGGAGCGACCUCGCCUCCCAGAACGCCAGCUCCGCCGCGGCGGACAAGGGGCCGCGGGGGGAGCGGGCCUACCUGGUCCCCUCGGAGGGGGGCCCGGCGGAGAGCCCCCCCCAGGUGAACCCCGUCCUGCUGGAGUACGCCCAGAAGCUCUCGGAGGAGAUCGUGGCCCGGGCCGUGCAGCAGUGGGUGGAGGUGGACAGCCGCUACAGCGACAUUCCCUACAUCGAAUGCGACGUUCCGUGA
Molecule: messenger RNA, 741 nt
Organism: Menidia menidia (Atlantic silverside)
Lineage: Eukaryota; Metazoa; Chordata; Actinopteri; Atheriniformes; Atherinopsidae
Source: the annotation of a GenBank genome assembly